This is a messenger RNA of Trichoplusia ni (cabbage looper), 2523 nucleotides long. It is a transcript of the gene slmb, whose product is annotated as beta-TrCP. The transcript has 12 exons. Gene Ontology annotation, molecular function: protein dimerization activity. The record is from RefSeq and is a predicted model, not a curated record. Lineage: Eukaryota; Metazoa; Arthropoda; Insecta; Lepidoptera; Noctuidae. Bases 337 to 1887 code for a protein of 516 amino acids.
GUCUCGAAUAAACGCUCAGUGUUGUGGAUUAGAUAUUAUAGUAGAUUUUGUUAGAUAUAUAUCUGACAUGUACCGUAUAACAUUACAUACUUCCUGAGACUUCAAUUCUAAUGAGUAAAAAUAUUUAAAUAAUAAAUUCAUUGCUGAAUUUGAAUAACAAUUCCACAACUUGGCUGCAUGAUCAAGGAAUACCAGUGCCUCUAGUUGUAAUUCUAUUUUGUAAAACAACAGUAGUGCUUGACGUCAUGCGAGCGAUGAGUAUUUAGCGACAGUGGUUUCAUUAUUUAGUGGUGUUUAAGUGGACUUAAUAUUGAUGUUUCUUGUGAAAUAGCAAAAAUGGAGACUGAAAGGAUGAUAGAAGACACUAUGCCACCCCAGGUGACAUCUAUAACUUGUGUGGAUUCGGGCGUCCGUCCGGUGCCGAGCAGUGCCGCAUACACGGCCGAGAGAGACGCCUGCCUCAAUUACUUCUCGAGAUGGAACGAAACGGAUCAGGUGGAGUUUGUGGAGCAGCUGCUGGCACGCAUGUGCCACUACCAGCACGGCCACAUCAACGCCUACCUCAAGCCGAUGUUACAGCGAGAUUUCAUCAGCAUGUUGCCCAAAAAAGGUCUCGACCACGUCGCGGAGAACAUACUCUCGUAUCUAGACGCCAGUUCGCUGUGCGCCGCCGAGCUGGUCUGCCGCGAGUGGUUGAGGGUCAUCUCCGAGGGUAUGCUGUGGAAGAAGCUCAUCGAGAGGAAGGUCCGGACCGAUUCGUUGUGGAGGGGGCUCGCCGAGAGGAGGGGAUGGAUCCAGUACCUGUUCAAGCCGAAGCCAGGUUGCCAGCAUCCGUCCCACUCGUUCUACAGACAGCUGUACCCGAAGAUCAUCAAGGAUAUACAAUCAAUUGAGGAUAACUGGAGAAUGGGCAAACACAAUUUACAGAGGAUAAACUGCAGAUCGGAGAACUCGAAAGGCGUGUACUGUCUCCAAUACGACGACAACAAGAUUGUUUCCGGUCUCAGAGACAACACCAUCAAGAUAUGGGACAGGAAAACGUUGCAGUGUGUCAGAGAACUCCAAGGCCACACGGGGUCGGUCCUGUGCCUGCAGUACGACGAGCGCGCCAUCAUAUCGGGGUCCUCGGACAGUACCGUCCGCGUGUGGGACGUCAACACCGGCGCCAUGCUCAACACGCUCAUACACCACUGUGAAGCUGUCCUGCAUCUGAGGUUCUGCAACGGGAUGAUGGUCACUUGUAGUAAGGACCGUUCGAUAGCCGUGUGGGAUAUGACGUCAACGACAGAGAUAAUGCUCCGGCGCGUCCUCGUGGGACAUCGAGCGGCCGUCAACGUGGUCGACUUCGACGAGAAGUACAUAGUCAGUGCCAGCGGGGACCGGACCAUUAAGGUCUGGAACACAUCGUCCUGCGAAUUCGUUCGCACCCUCAACGGUCACAAGCGAGGAAUCGCCUGCCUCCAGUACAGGGACCGCCUAGUCGUGUCCGGCUCUUCGGACAACACGAUACGUCUGUGGGACAUCGAGUGCGGCCAGUGUAUACGAGUGCUUGAGGGUCACGAGGAGCUGGUGCGGUGUAUACGCUUCGACAACAAACGGAUAGUUAGCGGCGCCUAUGACGGCAAGAUCAAAGUGUGGGACUUGCCGGCGGCGCUCGACGUACGCACGCCACAUCAGGAACUGUGUCUCAGGACUCUCGUGGAACACACAGGCCGCGUGUUCAGAUUACAGUUCGACGAGUUUCAAAUCGUGUCCUCGUCGCACGACGACACGAUCCUCGUGUGGGACUUCCUGAACUACGGCGGGGCCUCGCCCGCGCCCGCGCCGCAGCCUCGCGCGCGCACUCCCGACCACGAGCCCGACAGGGAGCACGACCUCUACGACUAGGUAAAUUAGCUAAGGACAAUAUAAGACUUGUACACUAGAGGCUGCGCACGCGCCGCCGACGUCGCUGACGUCACGACACGUUACCAUGACGACGGGCAACACUGGCCCGUCAACACCCGUCUCAGUUUAUAUCGAGAACUAGUGUUGGGAUGAGCACAUCACUACGAUUGUGAUCCGUGAGGAGUAAAGUGAAGUCGAAUGUGUGUUUUUGUAAAGUGUUGUUUUUUUUUAAUUUUGUCGUGUUGCAACACUGGUGAUGUAAAUAAAAGGUCGUCUUUUUUUAUUUUUGGUGCGGUUGAGUGUUUGGUGGAAAAUUUGUUUAUUGUUUAAUAAUAUUGUGCUUGUUUUUAACAAGUCAUAAAUUUAAUAUGGAUUUGGUGUAUGAAGAAAUUGAACGUUCCGUGCAAGUAUUAAAAUUAACGUUAUAAAUAAAACUCAAAUAAGACUCGAGUGAUUCCACAGACUGAUUGUCUAAAACAGUUUUGUGGACUCCGAUUGUGACUCUUAAGAAUCUUUUUGUGUUAAUAACAAUAAUAAAUAGAAAUAACUAAAUAAAUUGGCACAAUAAUCUAACCGUUUCAUCAAUUAACUGGUCAAAAGUUCAAAAUUUUCCUACACAAGGUUUAUUGCAAGUUU